Pelagomonas calceolata is the source of this 2630-nucleotide messenger RNA. NCBI's taxonomy places the organism in Eukaryota, Pelagophyceae, Pelagomonadales, Pelagomonadaceae. The record is from the annotation of a GenBank genome assembly.
AGCAGCCGAGGGUAAAGAGCGCCUCAAAAGGAGGCGUGCGGGCUGCCCCAGCUCGGACACCGAGGCGUAGCAUGGAGCCCAACCGGUGAAGAAUGAGGUGGGCGCUCCUCCUCCUCGCGACCAGGGCCCAGCUGGGCCCGCCGGCAGCACCACAAAACCAGCAGUGGGGCGACCACGUCGGCGUGCUCAUCGAGCCGAGCGACGCGUCGCCCUACGACUACUUUGGGGACGCCGUCGCGGCGUCGGGCGAGGUCCUGGCCGUCGGCGCCUGGAAGGACGACGACAAUGGUAUGAAGAACUCGGGCUCGGUCUACCUGUUCCGCAUCUCGCCGCACAACGCGGCCUGGCAGCAGCUCGCGAAACUCACGGCGUCGGACGCGGGCCAGGACGACCAUUUUGGAAGGAGCGUGGCCAUUGAUGGGGGUGUGGUAGCUGUAGGAGCCUACUACGACGACGACGCCGGUUCGGCUUCCGGUUCUGUCUACUUGUUCAAGUAUGAUGGUUCCAGAGAGUGGCCCCAAGUUGCUAAAUUAACGGCAGGUGACGCCGCGGCCUACGACCAGUUCGGGCGAAGCUUAGCUAUUUCAGGAGGAGUGGUCGCGGUCGGCGCUCAUUAUGAUGACGACGCCGGAUCCAAUAGUGGAGCGGUCUACGUCUUCCGGACGGACAACGGCGGCGUGACGUGGCCGCAGGUCGCCAAGCUCAAGCCGCACGAUGCCAGUGGAGGCGACCAGUUCGGCAACGCCGUGGCCAUGAGCGGCGCUGUUAUUGCGGUGGCGGCUCCCAGAGACGCCGGCGCCGUCUACCUCUUCCACACGUCUGACGGAGGCGCGACGUGGACGCAGGAAGCGAAACUGACGGAAGAUGACUCAGCAUUAGUGUUCGGCUACUUCAUCGCCUUGCAUGAUGACGUGUUGGCCGUGUCGCACCCGCGCAAGUUGGGCGGGGACUCGACGGAAGCGGGGCGCGUCCAUGUAUAUAGGAGGAGUAAUGGUGAGUGGCCGCGCUGGACUUCGCUGCGGAGCGAGGCGGACGAACCCUUUCAAGUAGCGCUCACGGACGGCGCCCUGGCCGUGGCGAGCGACGCCGUGGCGUACGUCUAUUCGAACGUCGACGGCACUUGGGUCGAGGCGGAGCGCCACACGUUUGAAGCGCAAUCUGUAAGCGCGGCGAUCGGCUCGAGCGGCUACGCGGCCUUCGGGCUGCACGGUGCGUCGCAGGAUUUUGCGGGUUCUGUGGCGGUCUACGUGCCGCGCGCGCCUUUGGCGAAUCCCGAGGUCGUGGCGGCGUUCGACGGUGUUGGCGCGGGCGACCGCUUCGGUCACAGUGUGGCCCUCUCGCGAGAACUUGUAGUUAUUGGUGCGCGCGGCUACGUGUCCCUUUUCACAUGUGAGAACCAGACGCAUCUACCAGUAGCUGUUUUGUAUGGAGCCGGCGACUUUGGCGCUUCCGUGGCUGUGGAUGGCGUCGUCGUCGUGGGCGCGCCCUCGGAAAAUUAUGUACAAGUCUUCCACGCGAACGGCACGCUCGUCACAACACUGACGGCGAAUGAUGCGACCAACCUCGGCGCGGCCGUGGCCGUCCACGGUUCCAUCAUAGUGGCGGGCGCGGAUGAAGAUGAUGACCAGCGGGGCGCCGUAUACAUGUGGCGGGACUACGAAUUUAUUGGAAGGCUCCAGGCGCAUGAUGCGCAACCCGGGGACCGCCUCGGCGUCGCCGUCGCCAUCGGCGGGCUCGCCCGUGGCGAGGCGUCAUUGAUCGCGGCGGGCGCGCCCCACCGGCGCGGGUCCGGCGCCGUCGUCGUCUUUGACACAGAAGGUGAAAUGAAGGCGGACUUUGGCAUGGGUUCGAUAGGAGACGGCUUCGGGUCCUCAGUAGCUGUGGAAGAUACGACAAUUAUUAUAGGCGCGCCGGGCAACGACGCCAAGGGGUCGAACGCCGGCGCGGCCUACGCGUUCGACUGCCCUGCUAAUGCGAACUGCACGGGGCGCGAGUUGAUCGCCGAUCCACUCGAAGCGGGCGACUGGUUCGGGACAAGCGUGGCGCUGGCGCACGGCGCGGUGGUUGUGGGAGCGGCCGGUAGAGAUGAAGGUGGCUCGAACGCGGGCGCUGCUCUCGUCUUCAGACGGAGCGGCGCGGAGUACGUCGCCGGUGCCACUUUAACAGAAAGUGACCCCGAGGCGGACGACGGAUUUGGCGGUUCGGUAGCGGCCUUUGGCAACCGAGUUGUGGUCGGCGGCUCGCAACUGUACGGGGGCGGCGCCGGCUUCGCGCGCGUUUUUAAAGACGUGGCGGCGACGGCGGCGCCGCACGCGCUCGGGCCGCUCUGGGCGCCGGAAGACGGGCUCUCUGCGACGGCGCGGCCGUCCACGAGUCCGGCGCCGCGGCCCACGUCCAGUGGUGAUAGUAACGGCGGCGGCGACAUGGCUGGCGCCGACGUGGCCGCGGCGGCGGCGCUCGGCGCGGCCGCGGCGGGCGGCUUUCUGCUGCUCGGCGUUGGUGUUGGAUUGUGCGCCUGGCGGCGGCGGCGGCGCGCGCCCGUCUGGCUCGCGGACGACUGGAAGGACACCCCCGUCGAGGUGACCUUCUCCGAUUCGGAGCUCGAGGAGGAUUGCGUCGUGGACCUCUAA